This is a messenger RNA of Oryzias latipes (Japanese medaka), 3435 nucleotides long. RefSeq names its product transmembrane protein with EGF-like and two follistatin-like domains 1a (gene tmeff1a). Lineage: Eukaryota; Metazoa; Chordata; Actinopteri; Beloniformes; Adrianichthyidae. Gene Ontology annotation, cellular component: plasma membrane. Gene Ontology annotation, molecular function: protein binding. The record is from RefSeq and is a predicted model, not a curated record.
UGCGAGCGCGCGCGCUUCAGGGGCGUGGAGAGGAGCAUCCUCUCACGUGACCAGCCCUCCGCGCUCGCGCUCUCCUCUCCGGUCCGGAUCUCUUUUGUUGUGUCGCCACCGCCGCCGCUGUUUGACGCGUCCGGAACCGGUCCACCUGCGCGUGGAUCUAUCAGCCGCCUGCGGGGUUUUUCCUUAAUCUGAACGCGGAGACGCGCAGCUGAGCGGGAAGGGGAGGCGCGGAGGGUGAGGAUGCUGCCGCUGCUUGCAGCCCGGACGAACCGGAGCGGCUGCGAGGCUUCCUGAACGCGGAAUCCUGAGAAGAGCUGCCUGCGCGUCCGUCCACGUCCACGCAGAGUCGCGCAGAGCUUUCCUCUCUCUUCACCUCGGCCUGUGAGCCCCCCCCCCCCCCCCCCCCCUUCUCUCUGCCGGACAGGGCGGGAGCAGCCGGACUGUCCUCUUCCACGCUUAUUCACCUGAGCUGAGAGAUAUUUCCCUGCCCGCGUGGACGUGGGAUCAUCAUGCCGUUGGGACCGGGGAGGUGUCGGCCCGGAGGGGGGGUCCGGUACUUGGCGUGCGCCUUUCUGCUGGCUCUGUUGCUGCGCGUGCCGGAGGCGCGUGCGUCGUAUUCCCACAGCGGGGAGUGCAGAGGAAAAGGGAAGGAGUGCACAGAUUUGUCGGAGAAGAAGAGCGACCUGAGGGUCUGCGAUGAUUCCACCUGCAGAUACGGUGGCGUCUGCAGAGACGACGGAGCGCAGCUCAAAUGUGUCUGCCAGUUCCAGUGCCACAAAAACUACGAGCCAGUGUGCGGCUCCAACGGAGACACCUACCAGAAUGAAUGCUACAGACGGCAGGCGUCCUGCAAACAGCAGAGGCUCAUCUCCAGAGUGUCGGACGGGCCUUGCUCUGUCGACCCUGGUUCUGGUUCAGGAGAUGGAGAGGAUGAUGAAGGUUCAGGUUCGGAUGUGGGGAAAAAGUUCACCAAAUGCAGCACGUGUAAAUAUGGAGCCGAGUGUGACGAAGACUCGGAAGAUGUCUGGUGCAUCUGCAACAUUGACUGUAGUGGUCACAACGAGAACCCGGUGUGCGCCACGGAUGGAAACUCCUACAACAAUCCCUGUCUGGUCCGAGAGGCGUCGUGUAUGAAGCAGGAGCAGAUCGACGUCAAGCACCUGGGCAGGUGCCUCGCUGAUAAUCAAAAACCUGGAAAGAAAGACGACAGCAGCCCCUUCAAAAUAAAUGUUUUAGAAACAACAGGUCUGGAUCAUGGAGAAGGUUUCUACGCUGGGAUGCCGACCCCCUGCUCCGACAGCUACGCCAGUUACUGCGUGCACGGGAAAUGCGAGACCAAAUACAACAUCGCCACCUGCAGGUGUGACACAGGUUAUAAAGGUCCUCAGUGCGACGAGCCUCUGGACUUCAACAUCCUCUACGUGGUUCCCAGCAGACAGAAGCUGCGUUACGUUCUUAUCGCUGCCUUCAUCGGUGCCGUGCAGAUAGCCAUCAUCGUUGCCGUGGUGAUGUGCAUCACUAGAAAAUGUCCUAAAAACAACAGAGGACGUCGUCAGAAACAAAACAUGGGACACUUUUCUCCGGACACUAACUCCCGCAUGGUAUAGCUGUGCGUGUUGACGAUUCUUUUUGAUAAUUUUUUUGUUUAUUUUUACAGCGUGGAAAAAACAUUUUUAACUGUAGCUGUAGUAUUAAUAAAGGAUGGGGAUAUUUAUUUAAUGGGGCCUUACGCUUCCCUUUUUUUUGUUUUGGAUGGAGUUUGUGCGCCUUUAUUGUGUCACUUUUCUUUUCCUGACGUCUCAAAAUCAAGAAGCCAAAUCCUCGCACCCCAGCAUCACAUUAUAUCACUUGUCUGCGGAUGUUAACGGUUCUUUCUGUGCUGUUUACUACAACCUGUCAAUUCCCCUUUUUCUGUUUAGCUCUUUACUGAGGAUGAGCAGCUGAUGACCAAAUGCAGUUUGAUUUCAGUGUUUCCUAGGAGGUGAGGGGAGGGGUCACACAGUGUGAUAGAUUUGUUUACACUUAUUCUUUGGUAUGAAACUCCAUGUAAAGUCUCCACUGUAUUAAAAUAAGCUAACUGUUUAUUUUAUUUUUUUCUUAAAGUAGUUUUUAUACAUUUUUUAAUUUUGAUUUUGGAUUCUAGUUCCUGUAUAUUAGCAUGACUUGUGAAAACUGUGUACUGUGGCGUAGUUUAAACUUUUUCGAAGGUAAUGCUGUCAUCCUCGACGCUGCCUCCAUCGCCCUCUGCUGGCAGGAACGUGGAAAGGCAAGAGGAGACGCCGUCUUUGAGUGUAAACUAGAGGAAUGUGUCAUAUUAGGAUUGAGAAACCACACAGACCGUUGUACAUGUCAUUACCGGCUUUGGAGCCUGAAUGUUCCCCAUCUUUGUAAGUCUCAAGUCAUAAUUGUAAAAAAAUGAUGUCAAAGUCAAACGGAUAACUUUUAAAUGCGUUUUUUUUUUUUUUUUUAGGUUAACAAGAUGUUUUUAUUUGAGUAGGAGAGAUUUGUCUUUGUUUCUGUAAUGAGUUUCACAUUUUCUCUUCUGCAACACAUUCCAAGUGCACAGAGCCUGAUUUAAAAAAAACAAUCAAGAAACUGUGGGCCAAACUUAAAACAAGUUUCAGAGAAGAGCACUUUUUUUAAAGAAAAAAUAGUCUUUGGCCACAAGUGUAUUUGAUUCUUAACUUCAUACUCUUGCAUAAAUGCUUUUCGGUUACCAGAGGUUAUCACCAGGGGGCAAAUAAGUAAAUGGACGACUUAACCCUUCUGCUAUCCUAGGCACUUUGACAUUGGGAGUUGGGUCAUCUUGACCCACUAGACAGUGCUCUGAACCUUUUUUCUUCAAUGAUUUGUGAUCUUCACUGGUUUCCAUGGAUUACAUGAAAUCCUAUUCACCUUUGUCAUGGUAGGGAGAACACGCCAAUGGUCAUCUCGACCCCGUAGGAUAGCACAAGGGUUAUGGUUUAAGUAGCAAGGAGAAAACCCUUGUUAUUAAUCCCUACUGGAUCUUGAAGUCUGUAAAUCAAACAGUAUCUGGUUCGAUUUUCUUUCCAACACUGCCUCUACUGGUCACCUGCGUAUUGCAUCUGUUGUUGCGUUCAUUUCAGAUUGCAGCUGAGACAGCUGCCAUCUUUACAAAAACAGGUCAUGAUGUUAGACAUAAAUUAUUGUCUGGAGAUGGUUUUCAUGAAUGCAUGUCUGUAAGGAUCCAUGUGGAUCCGGACGCUCUGCACAAGCUCCGCCCUGCCUGAGACUGUCAGCCGCAGCGAGUGAGGGGUCUGCGCAUGUGUCGAGGAAGAAUGCUGGAUGCUCGUUUCGUGCUCCGUCUGUAUUUCAUGUUUGUACUGUGUUCGAGUCCUGUCCUAGAUAAACUGUUGGACUCACCCUUUCUUUUUCAUGAUGUUUGGACAAACACAAUAAACUAAUCCCAACAAA